Messenger RNA from Purpureocillium lilacinum, 576 nucleotides. The record is from RefSeq and is a predicted model, not a curated record. NCBI's taxonomy places the organism in Eukaryota, Fungi, Ascomycota, Sordariomycetes, Hypocreales, Ophiocordycipitaceae.
AUGUGGCGACUGUUUACAUUGCCGCGUCCCAGGACUUGGAGUGCUUUGCUCAGAUUUCCAAAGCGUGCCUGGCCAGCGUCGGGGAGAGCGAUUGCGUGUCAGACUCCUCGAUGCCACUUCAAGGUUCGAGCUAUUACCCCGAAAAUCAGGCAAAUAUCACCACGCUCAUUACAAUGCCUCACGAGCGACUUACCUCCAGCCACUCAUAGCUACGUGACUCCGCAAACUUCCGGGGGGGUGUUGGGAAGUGUCCAGGCACCCAAUGGCGUCGAGUGUCAAACCGCGACUUGCGAUAGCGUCCCCCAGUCUAUAUCAAGAUGUAUGCCGAAGGCCAUCGCUUGCCAUCGAAGACAGCCUGCGCCCGUACAUAUGUGCUGGCAACGGGUGAACGGGAAGGCGCCCCUAAUAACGCGCGGCUCGGGAGAUAUGCAACUCCACCUAUGGAGUGAAAACGGUGCCGACAACCGCUUUGAACCGGGUCAGAACCGGGUCAUACCACAGCUAGUAUUUCGGCAGUUGAAUGUCAAUCGCUACCUAGUAAGUCUCCUUCUGGCAGCAACCCCUGGGUACGAUUGA